Manis javanica (Malayan pangolin) is the source of this 2680-nucleotide messenger RNA. RefSeq names its product FLVCR choline and heme transporter 1 (gene FLVCR1). NCBI's taxonomy places the organism in Eukaryota, Metazoa, Chordata, Mammalia, Pholidota, Manidae. Gene Ontology annotation, molecular function: heme binding; heme transmembrane transporter activity. Gene Ontology annotation, biological process: erythrocyte differentiation; heme export; mitochondrial transport. The record is from RefSeq and is a predicted model, not a curated record. Gene Ontology annotation, cellular component: mitochondrion; membrane.
CCGGGGAGGAGACCCCGGGGGCCGAGGACAGGCCGGGGCCGCGGACGGCGCUCUCCACGCGGCGCUUCGUGGUGCUCCUUAUCUUCAGCCUGUACUCGCUGGUGAACGCCUUUCAGUGGAUCCAGUACAGUAUCAUCAGCAACGUGUUCGAGGGCUUCUACGGCGUCUCCUCGCUGCACAUCGACUGGCUGUCCAUGGUGUACAUGCUGGCCUACGUGCCCCUCAUCUUCCCGGCCACCUGGCUGCUGGACACCGGAGGCCUGCGGCUCACCGCGCUGCUGGGUUCCGGCCUCAACUGCCUGGGCGCCUGGGUCAAGUGCGGCAGCGUGCAGCAGCAUCUGUUCUGGGUCACCAUGCUGGGCCAGUGCCUGUGCUCCGUGGCCCAGGUGUUCAUCCUGGGCUUACCGUCUCGCAUCGCCUCGGUGUGGUUUGGGCCCAAGGAGGUGUCCACAGCUUGUGCCACCGCCGUACUGGGCAAUCAGCUUGGAACUGCAGUUGGCUUUUUGCUACCACCAGUUUUAGUGCCCAACACGCAGAAUAACACAGAUCUUCUGGCUUGUAAUAUCAGUACCAUGUUUUAUGGAACAUCAGCUGUUGCCUCACUUUUAUUUAUUUUAACAGUAAUUGCAUUCAAAGAGAAACCUCAGUAUCCACCAAGUCAGGCUCAAGCAGUUCUCAAAGACAGCCCCCCUGAAGAGUACUCCUAUAAGAAAUCAAUACGGAACUUAUUUAAAAACAUUCCUUUUGUCCUUCUGUUGAUUACUUACGGUAUCAUGACUGGAGCAUUUUAUUCUGUCUCAACUUUAUUAAAUCAAAUGAUACUGACAUAUUAUGAGGGAGAAGAAGUGAAUGCAGGAAGGAUUGGGCUAACACUGGUAGUAGCUGGAAUGGUGGGCUCAAUUCUUUGUGGCUUAUGGCUGGAUUAUACCAAAACGUACAAACAGACUACUCUGAUAGUUUACAUUUUGUCUUUUUUUGGAAUGGUUAUAUUUACCUUCACACUGGACCUUGGAUACAUUAUCAUCGUGUUUGUUACUGGAGGGGUGCUUGGUUUCUUCAUGACUGGCUACCUCCCCCUGGGUUUUGAGUUUGCUGUUGAGAUCACUUACCCUGAAUCUGAAGGUACUUCGUCGGGCCUUCUUAAUGCUGCUGCGCAGAUAUUUGGAAUUUUGUUCACAUUGGCUCAAGGAAAGCUCAUAUCAGACUAUGGUCCUAAGGCAGGGAACAUUUUCCUGUGUGUGUGGAUGUUUGUAGGCAUCAUUUUAACAGCAUUAAUCAAGUCUGAUCUGAGAAGACACAAUAUAAAUAUAGGAAUUACAAGCAGUGAUAUUAAAGCUUUGCCAGUUGAUAGUCCUACAGAUCAAGAAUCAAAAACAAUUAUGAUGUCCAAACAAUCAGAAUCAGCAAUUUAAGGAAAAGUUAAUAUCAUGUGACAAUCAAGUGAGAAUGUGGAAUGUAAUUCCAGAAGAACUCAACUGGGAAUCAGGAACUCCAUAUCCACAUCCUGGCUCUUUCUAGCUGUCCCUGUAACUCCCUGGGCAGCAGUUUCCUCAUCUGUAUAAUGAAUGUGUUCGAUUUGGUCUCAGAGAUCUUUGUUAAAUCUUAAAUGCCAUUCAUCAUGGGGUAGAUGAAAUCACUGUACCACAGAAACUUACCUAGCUAGAGAAAAAUUCCCUGAACAAUUGGAUAAACAACUGAUGAUUGUUAUUUUGUGGAUACAGGGAAUUUGAAAUGUUUUAGCCUCUUUACUCAGUUGGCCAUACCUUUGGCAGAAUAUGCUGAGUCAUUAACUUCCUAAGAUAUUUAUAUCCCAGGUUUUUUGGCCUCUCCUCUAAAUAAUAAUUUUUUUUAACUGUCAGUGUUGUUUAAAAUAAUCAUGUGUUUGCUCUAUUCCUGAGAUUUUUGAGUCACAGAUAAAAGUUGAACACUUUAUUUCUGAAAAACAUAUGCAUAUAUGUCAUGCGUAUCUUUCCUUGUUGAUUAGAAAAAGGAUGAAAUAUGUGACAAAACGUAAAAUGAAUAAAAUUUCUGUUUUGAGUUAAAGUCAGAUAAUGUCAUGUAAUUCUGUCUUUGGAAAAUGGAGUUGGAUAACCAUCACUUGUGUAAAUUUUAAUCAAAUGAUUUUAGAAAGAAACUGGAUGCUUUCCAAAGUUGUUGAAUUUAUAAAUGUUGCAAAUACAGCUUUUGCUUUUUGUGAAUGUUGGCGAAAUGUCUUUAAAAAAAUGUUUAUGUGUAAACUCAGCAUUGCCAGAAGAAUGCCUGUCAUUUUUCAUAUUCCAAUUUUUGCUGUGUUCUAUUUAUGUGUACGUUCAUUCUUCAGUAUUUCAGAUUGAAAUAAAUUUAUUUUUUUAAUGUUAAAGUUCUGAUACUUAGGUGCACAUGGGGAGUGGAAAGGGAUUAUAAGCUUUCAGAAUGGGUGGAGGAGGGAGAGAGGCGGUUGGUGGAACACGAGGAAACAAAGUCCACCUGGGCAGGGCUAACCAGCAAGGUAGCAUGUGCUUCACCUGCUCACCUGCCUUGGUGGCCGCCCCUUCGUUGGGCAAGAGCCAUCCCGGGACACUGCAUCUGUGCUUCAGACUUCUCUGCCCUUUGCUCCUGGGAGCAUGUGCCUUAUCUGAAAGGAUGUGUCAUCUUCCCUCAAGCCCUUGCCGAUUCAUGUAAUAAAACCAAUCUAAUAAAA